Messenger RNA from Castor canadensis (American beaver), 783 nucleotides. The record is from RefSeq and is a predicted model, not a curated record. NCBI's taxonomy places the organism in Eukaryota, Metazoa, Chordata, Mammalia, Rodentia, Castoridae.
AUGCAGCCUAUUGCCUCUAAAUUAACUUUGGCUGAGCUAAAUCAAAUACUUUACCGGUGUGAAUCAGAAGAACAGGAAGACGGUGGAGGUUGCUAUGACAUACCAAACUGGUCAUCCCUGAAGUAUGCAGGUCUUCAAGGAUUAAUGUCUGUGUUGGCAGAAAUAAGACCAAGGAAUGACUUGGGGCAUCCUUUUUGUGAUAAUUUGAGAUCUGGAGAUUGGAUGAUUGACUAUGUCAGUGGCCGCCUUAUUUCACGAUCAGGAAAUAUUGCUGAAGUUGGUAGAUGGCUGCAGGCUAUGUUCUUCUACCUGAAGCAGAUCCCACGAUAUCUUAUCCCCUGCUACUUUGAUGCUAUUUUAAUUGGUGCAUACACCACUCUUCUGGAUGUGGCGUGGAAGCAGAUGUCCAGCUUUGUUCAGAACGGUUCAACCUUUGUGAAACACCUCUCGCUGGGUUCAGUCCAGAUGUGUGGAGUGGGAAAGUUUCCUUCUCUGCCACUGCUGUCCCCCUCCCUCCUGGAUGUGCCAUGCAGGCUAAAUGAGAUCACAAAGGAGAAAGAACAGUGCUGUGUUUCUGUAGCUGCAGGCUUACCUCAUUUUUCUUCCGGUCUUUUCCGCUGCUGGGGAAGGGAUACUUUCAUUGCACUUAGAGGUAUACUGCUGGUUACUGGACGCUACUUAGAGGCCAGGUAAGAGAAUGUCUGAAAAGAUGCCGUGCAGUUUAUGUCUCAGUGUUUUCUACAUGCUCUCCAAACUUCCCUGCACAUCCAUCUGUUCUCAACA